GAUACCCGGAUGUUUGAUGUACUCGAACAAGACUGGUUACUCGCAUCAAUGCCUCGGUCUCGUCAUUUAACAUUCAAGCAAAUUGUUUCUGCUCAGCGGGAAUGAAUUUGAAACCGUACAAUAUUGCGGACCAAAACGGAACCAUGGACAGAAUGUGUUGACACUGUCGUCUUCAAGUUUUACCGGUCUGCAGAGUGAAAGCAUCACACAACACCCACCAACAACCUGGAUAGUUAUCCGCUAGCAGAUCAACUGAGGUUCAAGCAAGAGAUGCAAGAGACAACGAGGAAGUAAAACAUGAGAAAAGCAAACAAUUCAGAGUUAUAAAGCUGGACUGAGAGAAGACCAGAGGAUAAAGAGAGAGAGAAGGGGUGAGUUUUUGCGCUGCAGUGUGGAGGUUGGAGGGAGGUCAUGGUGUGGCAGGGGCUGUGGGUGUUUAAGCCCCGCUUUGGGAAGCGUGGGGGCCGGUUCGGAGUGGUGCCUGCUCUCUGUCUGCUGAUAGUCAGUGCUGCCCUGCUAGCUCUACUCUUCAUUGACUCCAUUGAGUCAUGGGCCACAUACAUGAAUAUGAACACAAUGGUAGAGGCACAGGGGGGGAUCAUACCCCCUCAGAGUGUCCCCCCAACCAGACCCGAGGAGUACCUCCUUAUGCCCAGCCCUCAUGUCUGCCAGCAUGCCAAGCCCUACCUCAUCACCAUGGUGACCUCCGCCCCAGCCAAUCAGAGGGCCCGCCAGGCCAUCCGGGACACGUGGGGUGGGGAGGUGGAGGUCAGGGGUCAUAGGGUCAUGACCUUGUUCAUGCUCGGGGUGGCCUCUGACCCCGGGCUAGCCAAACUGCUGAUAGAUGAGUCCUGGGAAAGAGGGGACCUGAUUCAAGGGCGUUUCUGGGAGUCCUACUCCAACCUGACUCUGAAGACGCUAUCGAUGCUGAGCUGGGCCCAACGCUUCUGCCCCCAGGCCCACUUCCUGGCCAAGGUGGACGAUGACGUCCUGUUCAACCCUGGAGCCCUUCUGCUCUACCUGAACAGCACCUACGAGCACGGGGACCUGUACCUGGGCCGGCUCCACCAAAACGUGGCUCCAGACCGAGACCCAGGCAGUAAGCACUACCUCCCUAGAGGGGCGUACCCUGCCUCUGUCUUCCCCGACUACUGCAGCGGCACUGCCUACAUCCUGUCCCGCUCCGCCUUGCUCAAGAUCUCCCUGAUGGCCGCUGCCUCGCCUCCGUCCACUCCUCUGCCCCCCGAGGACGUGUUUGUGGGACUGUGUGCCCGUGAGGCUGGAAUGCUGCCCUCCCACUGCCCACUGUUCUCUGGUGGGCCUGUGGUGCCUUACGGGCGCUGCUGCUACCAGGCCAUGGUGUCCAUCCAUCACAUCUCCCCCAGCGAGAUGCUCCGGUUCUGGGCUGACGUCCACUCCCCUCCCUCCUGCUCCUGGUUGGGUAUGCGUGCCUCCCUGGGGGUCUGUAAAGUCCGGGCCAUGCUGGGGACCUUUCUGGGGGUGGAGCAGGGGCUAUGAGAGUGUUAUUGCCAUUGUGGAUAGAAAAUACUAUUGCGUUAUGGGGGGCUGUUUCUCUGCCAGUAUUUCAAUACUGUGAAUAGCACAAGUGGCAAGCACUCUAUUUCAUUAGCUAUGAUGAGGAAUCACUGUGCAGUGUGAAAAUGUACUUUUAUUUUUAUAGACUUUUAGGAACACUUUAAAUGUAUUUUAUGGUGAUGAUUAUUACGCUAGCAUUUUGUAAAAGCUGAAGCUAUAUGAAUCCGUUGAUUUAUUAGUGUGAAUAUAUUUUUAAGACUGUUAAAACACACACUACACAGACAUUAACUGUAGAUAUGAAAAUAUUACUGACCAGGAAACAUAACAUACAGGAUAUCCUAAUGUCAGUGUUUCACCUAUAUUAAUUCCGCAGUGUUUGAUAUUUCCUUUACAUUGUACUAUCCAGUACAACAAUGAAACAUUUAAAAAUCAAAUGUAAAUGCUUAAAUGACAAAUAAUUUCUCACGUUUGUCAUUUCAUUUGCUUGUUGUGAUAGCAUGAAUUGUGACAAAUUACAUCAAUUGGCAAUUGACAAUGCUUUUCCAUACUCCCUCCAGCAUGUGGCAUUUUUUCAUUGUUUCGCCCAACAAGCAAGGAGUUUUUCUAUGGAGGUCAAUGAGGGGGUGUCGAAUUUGGUUAACAAAAAAAUGUAUGGAUUAUUUGCUGCAUGAGGUUUAUUUGAUCGAAUAGAAGUUUCGUAAUGAUUAUGUUGAUACGAGUCUACUGAUAUAAGUAGGACACAUGACAUCCCGGCAACUUUGAGAAAAAACAUGUUAAAUCGGAGUUGUCUCUAGAUGGCUAUGCAUAUUCAUGGCAUGAGGCUAGUACCAUAGCUUCUCUCCACUGAAUAUAGGCGGUUGCGGGCGGUUGUCAACAUCCCUCAUCGGAUAUUCAAAAAAGGAUUACAAUAAUGAGCUGUAUCCACCAAUCCAAAGAAAGGAUAGGCGGGAGCUAGACAGCCCGCCAUGCCGCUUUGUGGGCAACGACUCCCAUUGUUAGGGUGGAAAGACAUGUACAGUGCCUUGCGAAGUAUUAACUUAAGGGGGCUGAUAAAUUUUGCACGCCCAAUUUUUCAGUUUUUGAUUUGUUAAAAAAGUUUGAAAUAUCCAAUAAAUGUCGUUCCACUUCAUGAUUGUGUCCCACUUGUUGUUGAUUCUUCACAAAAAAAUACAGUUUUAUAUCUUUAUGUUUGAAGCCUGAAAUCUGGCAAAAGGUCGCAAAGUUCAAGGGGGCCGAAUACUUUCGCAAGGCACUGUAUCUUGUCAGUAUACGGUAUCUAUAAUAUUUGGUAUUGCUAGCAUGCCCAGGCAACCUCUUCCGCCUCACAUUACCAAAACACCGCCAACCGUGUUUGAUUGACAGGUCUAACACAUUGAAAAGGCAAAGGAGCAAUGAGGAAACUAUAUAACAUUUGAAUUUUGACAGUCUUAAACCACAGAGUUUUGGAAAAUAAUUGUCAAUUGUAACUGAGAAAGCAUGAAUUGUGACAAAAAGAAAAUGCAGUCACAACAAGCAAAAACAUGAGAAAUAGUUUGUCAUUUAAGCAUUUAAAUGUUGUUUUUAAAUAUGUCAGUGUUGUACUGGAUAGUACCAUGGAAUUUAAAUAUGUGACUAGUUUCAGGAAACUACUUCACAGGAGAGGCAUUUCAAUAUAAUAAAAAAUAAAAAAAAUAAAAAAACAUUUUUUGGGCAGAAAUGCCUUCUGGAACAUGUGAACUUUCAUA
Oncorhynchus mykiss (rainbow trout) is the source of this 3260-nucleotide messenger RNA. Its product is annotated as beta-1,3-galactosyltransferase 9-like. The record is from RefSeq and is a predicted model, not a curated record. Gene Ontology annotation, molecular function: hexosyltransferase activity. Gene Ontology annotation, biological process: protein O-linked glycosylation. Lineage: Eukaryota; Metazoa; Chordata; Actinopteri; Salmoniformes; Salmonidae. Gene Ontology annotation, cellular component: Golgi membrane.